GUUCAAUAGAUAUAUUUAUUAAUCAUUUUUUUUAAUAUAGGUCUGCCCAUCCAACAACAACAACAACAACAGUAUUAUCAUCCAGAAGAGUAUCACAAAAUCCUAGUUAUUGCUUUCGGAGCUGCACAAUUUUCCAACACAAUGCAUGGACUACCUACUGGGUUGGCUGAACUUUGUCGUGAUAUUUUGAAGAGAGCAGAACGCCGAGGUGAACUUAUCGUCUUAGACAUAAAUGAAUAUAAUACAAGCCAGUGGAAAAAAACUGUAGAUUUGACUGUUGAAGAACGUAAUCUAUCAUCUGUGGCUUACAAGAAUAUGAUUGGUGCUCGUCGUGCUUCCUGGAGAAUUGUAUCUUCUAUUGAACAAAAAGAAGAAAGCAAGAAUCAUAAAGAAAAUAUCGCUCAAAUCAAGGAAUAUCGAAAGAAGAUUGAAUCUGAAUUAUAUGGUGUCUGUCAUAAUAUUUUGGACUUGUUAUCUGUCCAUUUGAUCCCUGCUGCCCAAGAAGAUGAAGCCAAAGUAUUUUAUUUUAAAAUGAAAGGUGAUUACUAUCGGUAUGUUGCUGAAUAUGCCACUGGUGAAGAUCGUGAGAAAGCUGCUACUUCUGCUAAUGACGCUUAUAAGGAGGCUACUAGGAUUGCAGAAAGUGCCCUUGCCCCUACUCAUCCUAUUCGUCUUGGUCUUGCCUUGAACUUCUCGGUGUUUUAUUAUGAAAUCUUAAAUUCUCCUAGUCGUGCUUGUCAACUCGCCAAGCAAGCCUUUGAUGACGCUAUUGCUGAAUUGGAUACUCUUAGUGAAGAAUCUUACAAGGACUCUACUUUGAUCAUGCAAUUAUUACGGGAUAACUUGACUCUUUGGACUUCUGAUCUUCAAGAAGAAAGCGACAAGACCGACGAGUCAAGAUCUGAAGAAGAAUCCCAAGAAUAGCCUUUCUCCCUCUCUUAUCUCCAUUUAUCAUCACUUAUCUUUAUUUUAUUCAUUCUUCCCGUUUAUAUCUUGCCCUCCCUCUUGAUAUCAUAAUAAAAAUAUAUGUUUUUUUUUUAAAAAAAAA
This is a messenger RNA of Halteromyces radiatus, 1048 nucleotides long. Its product is annotated as 14-3-3 family protein epsilon. Gene Ontology annotation, biological process: signal transduction. Gene Ontology annotation, cellular component: cytoplasm. The coding region runs from base 142 to 924 and encodes 260 amino acids. NCBI's taxonomy places the organism in Eukaryota, Fungi, Mucoromycota, Mucoromycetes, Mucorales, Cunninghamellaceae. The record is from RefSeq and is a predicted model, not a curated record. The transcript has 4 exons.